AUGUCUAAUAAGCGUAAGUCCGUUCCCACAGACUACUCCUCUUCCAAGAGGAGGUCUACUUCCAGUCCUCCACCAUCUGGUUUAUCCAAACCAUCGUCUCUUGAUAAGAUGGCCCAGCUGCAAGCGUCCAAACAGUCUCGCCCGGUUACUUCAUGUACUUUCUGUCGCCAGCACAAGAUCAAGUGUAAUGCUUCUGAAAACUACCCUAACCCAUGUACUCGUUGUAGCAAGAUGGGGUUGAAGUGUGAGAUUGAUCCUCAGUUCAAGCCUAAGAAGGGCUCUCAGAUCCAGAUGUUGAUUGGCGACGUUGAGGAGUUGAAGUCUAAGAUUGAAAUGCUUUCUAAGAAUGAACAUUUGUUGACCCAGGCCUUGAAUCAGCAUAAUCACUUUAUGCUGCACAGUCUGACUUCUCCAACCUAUCCAAGCUCUGCCAGGCCUCCACUUCUGGCUAGAACUCUUCUGGGACACAACACUCCAAACUCAGCUAUUGAUCAAUUUGCUGGCGGACACUUCACUCCCCCUGCGCCACCUUCUGGUCCCAGCCUGGUUCCUGCUACCCAUACUGGUUUCCAUCAACCAUCAAACUCUAUAAACGAUGCUACAGGUUCAGGCCAAGCUAUUACUAACUUAUCACUGGUCCUUCAGGCUAACUCGACAGACAACUCGCCUGCUACUUUUGCCAGCGACACUCAGGGCAACUACACACAGUCGCCAGAGGACCAUCAAGCCACUCAAACAGAAACCUACUCGGAGUUUAUCUUGGGAGAUGUAAGACUCUCCUUGGAGAAAGCUGAUGAGCUUCAUGACCGUUUCAUGACGAAAUUCCUUCCUUUCCUUCCUAUUCUCACUUCGUCGUCGGCCACUGAGCUCUACUCCAAGUCCCAGUUGUUAUUCUGGACUGUGAUGCUUACAGCGCUGCUCUCUGAGCCUGAGCCAGGUUUGUACAUGUCGUUGGCUACACUUAUUAAGCAGUUGGCUAUUGAAACUUGUUGGAUAAGAACUCCCCGUUCGACUCACGUUGUUCAAGCACUUAUUAUCCUUGCUGUUUGGCCACUUCCAAACGAAAAGGUCUUGGAUGAUGCUUCCUACCGUUUUGUCGGCUUGGCCAAGAACUUGUCUUUGCAGUUGGGUCUCCAUAGAGGCGGUGAGUUCAUCCUGGAAUUCAGUCGUACCCAAGUAAACUUGGGUCCUAACUCCGAUGUCUGGAGAACCAGAUCAUGGUUGGCCGUUUUUUUCUGUGACCAGUUCUGGUCGUCAGCUCUUGGCUUGCCUCCUUCGAUCAACACCACAGAUUACUUGCUUGAGAACGCAAGAGUCGAUCAAUCUUUGCCGGCAAAUUUUAGGUGCUUGAUUUCUUUAUCCAUCUUCCAAUGCAAGCUCGUGAACGUUAUGGGUAUUUCCGUUACUAGAUCUGACGGUUUGCUUGAGCCUUCUAAUCGUGCUGCUUCCCUCAACAUUCUUGACAGAGAACUUGAAAGACUCAAGUUCAAACUUAACAUUAUGGAGGGUUCAGCUAUUGAGAUGUACUAUUUAUAUUUGCGCCUAAUGAUUUGUUGUUUCGCCUUCCUUCCAGGUACCCCAAUUGAGGACCAAGUCAAGUACGUCAGCACAGCAUACUUGUCUGCCACCAGGAUUAUCACCAUUGCGUCUCAGCUUGUGAGCGUGAACUACAUUUCCCUUAUCGAACUUCCUAUCUAUGUGAGGCAAGCUAUCACAUACUCUGCUUUUAUCCUCUUCAAGUUGCACUUGUCGAGAUAUCUCAUAGAGAAGUACGUUGAUAGCGCCCGUCAGUCUAUCGUUACAGUCCACAGAUUAUUCAGAAACACCUUGUCGUCUUGGAAAGAUCUUCAGAAUGAUCUUUCAAGAACGGCAAAGGUUUUGGAAAAUUUGAACAUUGUUCUUUACACUUAUCCAGAGAUUUUCUACGAUGACGAAAGCACCAGCACAGAAGGCAGUAUUAUCAGCAGGAUGCGUUCACACUUGACGGCAUCUCUUUUCUACGAUUUGGUGUGGUCAAUCCAUGAAGCUAGAAGAAGAACACUCCAGAACAAAGAAAAUGGUGACAGCGACGAGCCCAAAAUUAAGAUUAAAGAGGAAGAAGGCGCCAAGAAGCCAUUGGCACUUCCAUUUUACAACCAGAUUACUAAAGAUGAUUUUAAAGCAAUGACCACCACCACACCGAACGGAACCACUAUUACUACAUUGGUUCCCACAGACCAGGCGCUUAAUCAAGCAAAGCUCGAGAGUGACAAUGGCUCGAAAAAGCCAAUGGAAAUCAACGGUAUCCCACUUGCUAUGCUCGAAGCUACAGGCAGUACCAAGGAUGUGGAUAGCAUCCGCUUUUCUGGCUUUGACCAGGACAAGUCCAUGAGACAUGAUGUGAGCAGUGAGCCAGUCGAAAGGGUUGGUUUUACAGCCGACUUGACUCAUGGAACCGAUUUCCUGCUUGAAUCGCAAAACCAACACCAGCAACAGCAUCAAUCCCUGGCCAUUCUGCUGGAUCCCACACAGCAACAAAUCGAGCUGCAAGAAGUUAUUUCGCAACAGAACACUCCCGCGUAUGAUGGGUCCCUCAAUUCAGGAGACGUUAGAGUCUCUGGAGCCGGCUACCCAUAUAACAAUGGCAUGGGAUCUGCAGGAAUGGCAGAUCAGCUCGAUAACUUUUUCCAGCAGCAAUCACACGGGUGGCUUAAUAAUAACCACCAGGACGACGAUUUCCUUGGUUGGAUUGAUGUGAAUAUGCUUCCCGAAAAAUAA
This is a messenger RNA of Candidozyma haemuli, 2757 nucleotides long. It is a transcript of the gene SEF1, whose product is annotated as Sef1p. Gene Ontology annotation, biological process: regulation of DNA-templated transcription; DNA-templated transcription. The record is from RefSeq and is a predicted model, not a curated record. Gene Ontology annotation, cellular component: nucleus. The transcript has a single exon. Lineage: Eukaryota; Fungi; Ascomycota; Pichiomycetes; Serinales; Metschnikowiaceae. Gene Ontology annotation, molecular function: DNA-binding transcription factor activity, RNA polymerase II-specific; zinc ion binding; transcription cis-regulatory region binding. Bases 1 to 2757 code for a protein of 918 amino acids.